Messenger RNA from Anoplophora glabripennis (Asian longhorned beetle), 4448 nucleotides. RefSeq names its product homeobox protein prospero (gene pros). The transcript has 5 exons. Gene Ontology annotation, molecular function: DNA-binding transcription factor activity, RNA polymerase II-specific; RNA polymerase II cis-regulatory region sequence-specific DNA binding. Gene Ontology annotation, biological process: regulation of transcription by RNA polymerase II. The coding region runs from base 28 to 2898 and encodes 956 amino acids. The record is from RefSeq and is a predicted model, not a curated record. NCBI's taxonomy places the organism in Eukaryota, Metazoa, Arthropoda, Insecta, Coleoptera, Cerambycidae. Gene Ontology annotation, cellular component: nucleus.
CCUGAACGACCAAUAACGCUCCAACUUAUGAUGUCAUCGGAGGAGGAGACUGAGUUCGGUUUGUACACAGAUAAGCUCCUGAAGAAAACUAAAAGAACUAGACAGCGCGUUGACGCCGGCGAGCCGCGUAACUCGUACUCCUCGAUCCCGAACUUCAGUUCGCGACCGGCUUUUCUCGGCAGCGGUAAUAACCUCUACGGCGCCAUUUUCACCCAACAGCAACAGUUCGGUCUCUUCGGACCGGGCUUCCCACCCGCCAAGAUGCUCAACGAGCUGCUCGGCCGCCAGAAGGCGGACGGCGGCGCCGAUAGCGAGGACGGCAAGUACGACUCAUCGGGGAUCCGGUGCGACGGCGGCAGCCCGCCCUCCGGGGAGCAGCUGGCCCACCACAUGCUGCGGGACAUCCUGCAGGGCAGGAAGCACGAGCUGCUCGCGCUGGAGCACGACAUGCGCAACGGACAGGACCACAUCAUUAACAACAACAACAACGAACCCAAGGCGAGCCCCGAACGGAACGACGUGGACGCCGCGGCGGCCAUGAAAGAGUGCCUCGCCGAGGCCGGCGUCGUGGGCGACCGCCAGCAAGCUGAGCUCAUGGAGGAGGCGCUCAACGGCAUGGAGACCGAAUCGCUGCCUUCGCCCAAGGUAGAGCCUUCCAGUCCGGCCAAGCCGGAGGACGCCAAGAAGGCUCGAGUGGAAAACAUCGUCUCAGGUAUGCGAUCCAGCCCGGCGCCGCCCCAAGUGAACGGCUGCAAGAAACGAAAACUCUACCAGCCCCAACAACACGACAGCAAUGCGGAAAGGUACGUCGACGAGGAAGAGGAGGAAAUCGAACCCAUCCGGCAGAAGCGAGUGGAGAAGAGCAUGCUGAAGUCCCAGUUGAGAUCGAUGCAAGAACAAUUAGCCGAGAUGCAGCAGAAAUACAUGCAGUUGUGUACGCGAGUGGAACAAGGCUCCGAAGAAAGCCAAGAAGUGGAAGAGAUACCUAGUGAUAGUGAACAGAGCAAGAGAUCGGCCGCCCCGUCUCCAGUGACCACCAGCACGCCCACCCCAGUCCCACAGCCGCCGCCCACACUGGCGCAAGAGGUGAGCAAAUUAAAGAUAAGUCCACCCGGCCCCCCGUUCCACAACGGCUUCCUCCACAACCCUCACCAACACAUGAGCAGCGCCGCCGCCAUGUACCUGGGCGUGAGCCACAAGCUCCUGAUGGAGCAAGAGGCGCGCCUGGCCAAGGAGGCCGCCGCCGUCAACGCCAUGAGCAAUGAGCCGCCGCAGCAGCAGCCCCAGCAGCCGCCCCCGCAGCCUCCACCACCCAAGCCCGACCAAAUAGCGGAGCGGCUGAGCAUGAUGCGCAGCAUGAACCCCAGCGGCACGGACCUGGAGGGCCUCGCCGACGCCCUCAAGAGCGAGAUCACCGCCUCCCUGUCGAACCUCAUCGACUCCAUCCUGCACCGGUUCGUGCACCAGAAACGUUGCAAGCAGCAAGACGCCGCCACAGCGGCCGAACAACUCAACAAAGACCUGUUGAUGGCCUCGCAGCUUUUGGACAGGAAGUCGCCCAGGACCAAGGUGGUGGAGCGGCCGCAGGCGCCGCCGCCGCAGCCCACCCACCAUCAGAAUCAAAUGGUAAAUGGGAACUCGGGCUGUCCGCCCAUGAUGCCCGUUCACAAUAUGGGCAGCAUGCAAAAACCGUCAGAUCUUCACAUUCGGCCUCCGAUGUUUCAGCCCCCCAAGCCGCCCGGCAUUAGCGCGCCCCUCUACGGCAUGAGCAGCCCCUUCUGCGUGUCCAAGCAGGAGACGCCCGAACAGAACGAGGCGCUGAGCCUGGUGGUGGCGCCCAAGAAGAAGCGGCACAAAGUGACGGACACCAGGAUAACGCCUCGCACCGUCAGCAGGAUCCUGGGCCAGGAUGGCAUGGGAAUGUCGCCCAUGGAGUCCAACUCGAACUCGUGUACUUCCCCGAGGCCGCCCCCAUAUCACCAGCCGCCGCCGAUGUUGCCCGUCUCCCUUCCGACGUCGGUGGCGAUCCCCAACCCCGGCCUCCACGAAUCUCAGGUCUUCUCGCCCUACAGCCCCUUCUUUCAUGGACCAAGCCACGGCCAUCACAUGGCAAUGCAGGCAUCCUCUUCCCCGCCCCGAAUGCACAAGAUCGAGCGCGAGUCGCCCCCGAUACAUCACCCGCCCACCCUGCUGCACCCUGCGCUUCUGGCCGCCGCCCAGCACGGCGGUUCCCCCGACUACGGUCACAUGCGUGCCCCCUCGGGGGGCAUGAACAUGGACAACGGCGACAGGAACUCGGACUGCAACUCCGGAGACAUCUCCUACGACGGCAUGCAGCCUACAAUAUCCUUUUUAUGCAAAGAUUUUAGCAAAAAUCUUAGCGCUCACCAUCCGAAUGUUUCCUUAACUCCUGAGCACUCGUCAACAUUAACUCCGAUGCACCUCAGGAAAGCGAAGCUGAUGUUCUUCUGGGUACGGUAUCCAAGCUCAGCAGUCCUCAAAAUGUACUUCCCAGACAUCAAGUUCAACAAAAACAACACUGCCCAGCUGGUGAAAUGGUUUUCCAACUUCAGGGAGUUCUACUAUAUCCAAAUGGAAAAAUACGCUAGACAAGCAGUAUCCGAAGGCGUGAAAAAUGCAGAGGACCUCCAUGUUGGAGGAGAUUCCGAACUGUAUCGAGUGCUCAACCUGCACUACAAUAGAAACAAUCACAUCGAGGUUCCUUCGAACUUCCGAUUCGUGGUAGAGCAGACCCUCAGGGAGUUCUUCAAGGCCAUCCAGGAAGGCAGGGAUGCCGAACAGUCCUGGAAGAAGUCCAUCUACAAGAUCAUCUCCAGGCUGGACGAUCCCGUCCCGGAGUACUUCAAAUCCCCCAACUUCCUAGAACAGCUAGAGUGACCUGCCUGUCAGGCCAGGUCAAAGUCGGCUGCGGAAGGCAGCCAGUGGUUGCCCACAGGCAGCGCCUGUUAGUACCAUCGGUACUAGCGGUCCGUAACACCAGAGAGAAUCGGUGACGUAUGUUAUCUUACAGACUGUCAACAGUUUUCGUUGUUUUUAAAUGGUUUUGAAGACGUCGAUGUUCAGAAGAACCUUGCCAUCUUUGAUCGCAUUCGGACACUUGUUAAAUAGUCGUGUUAAGUUGGCAGGAAGACUAUAAAAAUGCCUCAGGCUUAAGUUCGUUUGUGCGAACAGUGAAUACAAUUCAAUCAAUUUGCCAGUGAUUACCUGAAUCUUUACCGGAUAGAAUUAUUGACGUCAAGUCCUCAGUUUCUUAAACCAGCAGUUAGCAAAGUUCAAAAUCUGCACUCUUUCCGUUUACCUCUGGCAUCUACUUGUUUGCUGCCACUGUAAACUGUGCUGUGCUUGUACCACUUGUAAAUAGAUAGAUCUACUUGUAUAUAGUAUUUAUCACUUAUUUUAACUUAUAUGAUUAUUAUUACAUUCCUAACCAAAGUUAUAUUUUUGCUAGUCUAUUUUUUGCAAAUAAUUAUUUUAUUUUAUUUAUUUCAGCGCCAUAGAUUGAGGACAGUCCAGCAAUUACCUCUUUCUGUGGUACUGACAAAACCCGGUACUUGCAAUCCUUCUUGGUAUUAAAUACUGACGGAUCGCAACUAUCCUCAUAUAUUAAGUAGAUAUGCCUUUAUGAUUAUGAUUUGACCUGUAACAAGUGCUAGAAUCCAUAACAAACAUCUUAUCUCAAAAGAAAUCCAUUCACAUCAACACCUUUCACUCUGCUCGUUGUAGAAAUGAAGAGGAAGACAAUGUUCUUGAUAACCAUCAAACAUGUAUGAUACUAGAUGGUGACUUUCCCAUACAAUUUUUGUUUGUCAUAAAUAAGGGUUUUAGAGGAAAGUUGUCGUGUGGUAUUUUCAAUCCUAGGUUUAACUAGAUGUACAAUUAUAUUUAAACAAAGACAAAAUUAUCUAGAAUGCUGUCUGACUAUCUUCAAAGAUUGUACGUAUUAAAUUAAAUUUUUGCAGAAAUCAAUAACAAUAUCAUCUUUGACUUUCGUAAACAUGACUAUUAUGUAUUCUAGCAUUUCCCUUUUUUGUUUUGUACCUCGAUAUUUUUACUUUUAAUUUUGAUUGCAUUCUUUGUGUUCCGACUAGUUGCUAUUUGUUUAUUUUUGUAGCAUAUCUGCUUGAUAUAUUGCAUUAUUAUUACCAUUAUUAUUUUUAAGUUUUCACUUGCACAAUAAUAGUGUAGUAAUACACGAUCUCCCUAUCACAGUGUGAGGCAACUAGUCAAAAAUAAUAAAUAUAUAUAGUUUUAAUUUUUUCGUUUUGCUUUUCGUUUUCGUUUUCUUCUUCUUCUUCUUCUUCUUCAGAGAUCCAGUGGCAGUUUACAGUGGGGUGGGAACAAUUUAGGUCCAGACAGAGCAAAUUGUACAUAAAAUUUCUGAACCAGUAUUCCUUCUGAUCCCUUAAGAAUAGAUAAGUCACAACCAA